ACAGUCUUGAACCCCCGAAAUCUCAAUCUUUUAUUGGCCCAAAAGCCCAAUAGUAGUGACCUAAUAAAUUACCUGCGAAAUAAAAAAAACCGAACGGCGCGAUAAGAUACGACUGUAUGCAGUUUUAAAUAAUUUCCCUGCCAAUCUGUCCCAUGAUUUUUGGUCGUGAGCCAAGCCGAAACAACAGCAAAAAGGAACCCAAAAAAACCCCGUAUCAAUCCACAAUCAGAAAUAGCUGGCUACAUGGUAGGCUUAUCGCAACAUUAUCAACUAGAGCCCCCUGCAUAAAUAGGAGUACUGUGUAAGCCCGGUGGUCAUUGGCAAUCGAUCGACUUCGUGGGAGCCAUGUUCAAGUUGCUGGUGCUCUCCAGCCUUUUGGCAUUGGUGCUGCCUUCGCUGGCGGAAAUCGGUUGGUGGAAAACGAGUCAGUUCUACCAGAUCUACCCAAGAUCUUUCAAGGACAGCGAUGGUGACGGAGUUGGGGAUCUCGUUGGUAUCACGCAACAACUGCCCUACCUGAAGGAAAUCGGCAUUACCGCCACCUGGCUGUCCCCGAUCUUCACUUCGCCCAUGGUUGACUUUGGCUACGAUGUGGCUGAUCUGAAGAGCAUCGAUCCCCUCUUCGGAACCAUGGAGGAUUUCGAGGCGCUGAUAGCCCGCGCCAAGGAGCUGGACAUCAAGAUCAUCCUGGACUUUGUGCCCAACCACACGAGCGACGAGUGCGACUGGUUCAUCCGCUCGGUCGCCGGCGAGGAGGAGUAUAAGGACUUCUACGUGUGGCACACCGGCAAGGUGGUCAACGGCAUCCGGCAGCCACCCAACAACUGGGUCUCCGUGUUCCGUGGAUCUAUGUGGACCUGGAACGAGCAACGACAGGCCUACUACCUCCAUCAGUUCCACGCCAAGCAGCCCGAUCUCAACUAUCGCAACCCCAAGGUCAUGGAGGCCAUGAAGGACGUCCUGCGCUUCUGGCUGCAAAAGGGAGCCUACGGCUUCCGUAUCGACGCUGUACCGCAUGUGUUUGAGCCUCCCGACUGGCCCGACGAGCCCCGAAACGAGGAGGUGAGCGAUCCCGAGGACUACAACUACCUGUUGCACAUCUACACCAAAAACCAGCCCGAGAACGUGGAGCUGGUCUACGAGUUCCGCGAAGUGAUCGAGGAGAUCGACGCCGAGCUGGGCGGGGAUGACCGCGUCCUGCUUACCGAGGCCUACUCCCCGCUGGAUGUCCUCAUGCAGUAUUACGGAAACGAAACCCACAAGGGCUCCCAGAUCCCCUUUAACUUCGAGCUGCUGACCAAGAUCAGCAACAGCUCCGACGCCUACCACUACUCAGAGCUGAUCCACAACUGGCUGGACAACAUGCCCGAGGGCCAGGUGGCCAAUUGGGUGUUUGGCAACCACGACGGCACUCGCAUUGGAUCCCGCCUGGGCGCCGACCGCAUCGACGCCUGCAAUAUGAUCAUCCUGGGCCUGCCAGGCGUGAGUGUUACCUACCAGGGCGAGGAGAUGGGCAUGACCGACGUGUGGAUCAGCUGGGAGGACACCGUGGACCCGCAGGCCUGCCAGUCCAACGAGCAAGAGUUCGAGCGACUCAGCCGAGACCCCGUGCGAACGCCCUUCCAGUGGAGCGACGAGCAGAACGCCGGUUUCUCCAACGCCUCCGUCACUUGGCUCCCGGUGGCUACUGACUACAAGACCGUCAACGUGAAGAAGCAACGCGGAAUCGCCCUGAGCCACCUGAAUGUCUACAAGCAGCUGCGCGCUCUGCGGGAUGAGCCCACCUUGAAGCAGGGUGAUGUCUCCGUUUUGGCUAUUGGUCCCAAUGUGCUGGCCUUCAAGCGCUCCCUGGCUGGCCAAAAGUCCUACAUCACCGUCAUCAACAUCAACGAUGAAGUGGAGUCGGUCAACUUGGACUCUGUCUUCACUUCCAUCUCCACUCAACUGCAAUACGUGGUGGUGAACAACAAGAGUUCGCGCCGCAAGAACGAUCUUACUUUUGCCAACUCCGUACUGCUGAUGCCCAAGGAGGCUGUCGUGCUAAGCACGGUCUAAACUAAUUUAACACCUCUUCAAUAAAGAAUAACUUCCUCCUAGGGG
Drosophila suzukii is the source of this 2100-nucleotide messenger RNA. RefSeq names its product maltase A3-like. Lineage: Eukaryota; Metazoa; Arthropoda; Insecta; Diptera; Drosophilidae. The record is from RefSeq and is a predicted model, not a curated record. Gene Ontology annotation, biological process: carbohydrate metabolic process.